This is a messenger RNA of Hepatospora eriocheir, 2517 nucleotides long. The record is from the annotation of a GenBank genome assembly. NCBI's taxonomy places the organism in Eukaryota, Fungi, Microsporidia, Hepatosporidae.
AUGAAUCAAAUAAGUUUAAAGAUUGACAGAGAAUUAUUUACAGAGAGAGCCAAAAGAAUAUAUGAGGCAGUUAAGAAACCUGUACUGUUAAUGUUGGGUAAGAGGUCUGAUAUAAAGACCUUUGGAAGAAAUUCAGCAGGUUUUAAUUACCUCAUGGGAGUUGAACUCACUGAGACAUGUAUUUUGAUAAGAGAAACCAAGCCUUUGAUUUUUACGUCAGUCAAAAAGCAAUCUAUUCUUCAGCAAUUGGGAGACAAGGUAGAGACAUCAUUUUUUAACAAGGAUGCUGGUUCUUCUUUAUUAAAUUGCGUUAAUUUCUUAACUGAAGAGUAUGGUGUUAUUGGUGUAGAUGAACCUAUUGGUCAGUUGUGUGAAGAAUUGCUUAGUAGAAUUAAGUAUGUUAAGGUUGAUGAAAGCAUUUUGAGAUUGUUUAGAAUGAAAGAUAAAGUUGAGCAAGAUAAUUUAAGAAAAGCUGGUAUAAUAGCUAAUAAUAUCAUGCCUAAAAUCAUUGAUUUGAUUAGAGAUGAAGAGGGUACUAAAGAAAAUUUUGAAAGAGUGCUUUACAGCAAAAUGCCAGGUGUUGAGACAUCAUUAGCUGAGUUCAUGUAUGAUCCUGUUUUUACUUCAAAUUCUGUUAAAUUUGGUCUCAGAUACAAUGGUUAUUGUAUUGAGGCAGGAAGGAAGUUUUUAGGAGACUAUACUGAAGAGUAUGAAAUUCUAAAUUAUAUUUUAGAUUUGAUUAAACCACAGACUGAUUCCAAAUACAUUGUAGAAGAAGUAGAGGCAUAUUGUAAUUCACUUGGAUACAAACAUGAUGUUUUUAUUUACACAUUAGGAUUGUUAGAAAAGGAAAAUGAUUUUGCUGAAGAAUUUAUUCUUGAGAAAGGCACUUCUUUUGUAAUAUCAAUUGAUGGCUGCUUCACAAAUACUUUUAUCUUAGAAGAUAAGCCUAUUUUUGUUACAAAAAGAGACUUCAAAGAAGACUAUCUUCCUGAGAGGAUGAGAUUCAGAAAUAAAGAUAUGGCCUAUGAACGUAAGCUUAAAUUAAAUGAUCAUCAAAAAGAACUUAUUAAUAAGCUUAUUGAUGACAUGUUAAAAUACCAUACAUUAAACAAAACUGAAAAGGUAGAGACUGGUGCUCAAUCAAAAGUAAAAAUCACUAAAUAUGAAAAUGAUGCAAAUAUUCCACGUUCAAACAAAAUUCAUUUAGAUCAAGACAAUCAGUAUGUAAUGAUACCAAUUGGUUCAUUUAGUGUGCCAAUACAUAUCUCAUUGAUAAAGAAUGUAGCAGUAUCAUCAGUACCAGAAGGAAGUAAAUUAAGGAUUAAUUUUAAGGAUUCUAAAGACAUAAGAGAGUAUCUUGGAUAUGGCAUGUUUGAUUCCUUUUUAAAGUCUGUGUCAAUUUUAACUAAUAAUUCUGAGAGUGUUCAGAUGGGUAUUAAUCAAAUGAAAAGACUUUAUAAUAAACCUGAAUUAAAUGUUAAACAAACAGGUAAAUUGAUUGAAAAGAAGAGGUAUGUUUGGAGUGAUUUACAGAUUAAGGUUGAUCAAAAAUCAGGGUUAAAGAAAGUUAUUGCUGACCUUGAACUACAUGAGAAUGGAUUCAAAUACCAAGACAUUUAUUUCUUGUUUUCAGACAUCAGAAAAGUUUUUUAUCAAUUUAGUGAUUUUGAAAAGCUUGCUUUAGUACAUUUCAAUUUGAAAGAACCAAUUUCAGUAAAUGGUAAGGCGACCUAUAAUUUACAAUUCCAUAGAAAACCACACAAUUUCUAUCAUGAUACCACAAAGAGAGAAAAUGAGCAUCUUGAAUUUCUUAAAGAACAAGAGGAGGAAGAUAGAUUAUUCCGUUUAAAUAAGGAAAUUAGUAAUUUUGUGGAAAAACUUGAAAGUGAAACUUCUCUUAAACCACAAUUAUUAGAAAAUUCUUUUACAGGAUCACACCAUAAAGAAAAUGUAUCAAUUUACAUCACUAAUGAUUGUUUAGUUUCACUUGAUGAACAUCCAUUCUUUGUACUUUAUUUAAAUGAAGUAGAGAUAAUUAACUUUGAAAGAAUUUCAUUCUCCACUAAGACAUUUGAUUGUAUAUUUGUUAUGAAAGAUAAGACUAAACCUGUGAAAAUUGUUUCAUCAAUUGACCUGUCACAUCACAAUCAUCUUAAAUUAGUAUUUGAUAGUAUGAACUUAGUAUUUAUGGAGACUGUUGUUAGUAUUAACUGGAAAGCUUUACUUGGUUCAAUUAUGGAGGAUCCUAUUGGUUUCUAUGAAAAUGGAGGUUGGGCUGAGUUGAUGGUUGACAAUGAAGACGAGGAGAAUGAAGAGGAUAUAUCUGAUGAAGAAUCUUCAAUGUCUACAUCUAGUGAAGAUGAAUUAGAAGAUACGACAGUUGAAUCUGAUGAUAGUGAUAUGAGUAAUGAGAGUUCAUCAGCGUUAAGUGAUUCAGAUUAUAACAGUUCAUCUGCAGAUAACUUCUCCAGUAGUGUUGAUAAUGCAAGACACUCUAAACAUUUUAAAAUGUAA